Molecule: messenger RNA, 1630 nt
Organism: Canariomyces notabilis
Lineage: Eukaryota; Fungi; Ascomycota; Sordariomycetes; Sordariales; Chaetomiaceae
Product: glutaryl-CoA dehydrogenase
Exons: 3
Coding region: 60-1355 (431 amino acids)
Biological process (GO): fatty-acyl-CoA biosynthetic process; fatty acid beta-oxidation using acyl-CoA dehydrogenase
Cellular component (GO): mitochondrial inner membrane
Molecular function (GO): fatty-acyl-CoA binding; glutaryl-CoA dehydrogenase activity; flavin adenine dinucleotide binding
Source: RefSeq, a predicted model, not a curated record
GGUAUCGGCUUUGGUUAUAUGGUAACAGCACAAUCAAAACCAGGACAACGGCGACCACCAUGUCACGCCUUCUCUACAGAAGUCUCCCUCGUCAGGCUCUCCGACCUCUCGUUCGAGCUCAAUUUGCGACAGGCACAAGGAGCUAUGCCGCAGCCUCACCAGCGCCGCAGUUUGACUGGACCGACCCGCUCGGGUCAAAGAACCUGCUAACCGCCGACGAAUUGGCCAUUUCCGAGACGGCUGAGCGAUACUGCCAAGAACACCUAUUGCCUCGCGUGCUUCAGGCGUACCGAGACGAGCACUAUGAUCCCCAAAUCCUCCGCGAGAUGGGCGAGCUCGGCCUCCUAGGAGCCACCAUCGACGGAUACGGCUGUGCCGGCGUAUCCAGCGUGGCUGGCGCUCUCAUCACUCGCGCAGUUGAGCGCGUCGACAGCGGCUAUCGAAGCAGCAUGUCAGUCCAAUCCUCGCUGGUGAUGGGCGCCAUCUACGACUUUGGGUCGGCAGAGCAGAAAGAAAGAUAUCUGCCCGAGAUGGCCCAAGGCAAAAUCACCGGCGCGUUUGGCCUCACCGAGCCGAACCACGGCAGCGACCCGGGCUCGAUGGAGUCUACAGCACGCCAACACCCCCAAAAACCGGGCUACUACUUGCUCAACGGGUCCAAGACGUGGAUCACAAACUCGCCAAUCGCAGACGUGCUGGUGGUGUGGGCGAAGCUGCAGGACACGGGCAAGAUCCGGGGCUUCCUCGUUGACCGGAAGCAGUGUCCCCCCGGCACGUUGGAGACGCCUCCCAUCAAGAACAAAACCGGCCUGCGCGCUUCCAUCACGGGCAUGAUCCAUCUCCAAGACUGCCCCGUGCCACAGGAAAACAUGUUUCCCGAAAUCGAGGGUCUCAAGGGGCCGUUUACCUGCCUGAACAGCGCCCGGUACGGCAUCGCUCUCGGCACCAUGGGCGCCCUCGAAGACUGCAUCGCCCGGGCACGCACGUACGCGCUCGAACGGAAGCAGUUCAAGGGGAACCCCAUCGCAAAGUAUCAGCUGGUGCAAAAGAAGCUAGCAGACGCGGCCACCGAUGCCGCCUAUGGCGUCCUCGCGGCGAUCCAGGUCGGCCGGCUCAAGGACCAGGGGAAGGCAACGCCCGAGAUGAUCAGCAUGGUCAAGCGGCAGAACUGCGAUCGAGCUCUUCAUAAUGCACGCGUGCUGCAGGAGAUAUUUGGCGGGAAUGCUGUGAGUGAUGAGUACGGCAUUGGGCGACAUGUGGCGAACCUCUAUGUCACCCAGACCUAUGAGGGGCAGAGUGAUAUUCACAGCCUUAUUCUGGGAAGGGCCAUCACUGGCAUACAAGCGUUUGUGUAAAUGCAGAUGACAGACGAGGUCAAGAAAGGUGCUGUUUCUGGGAUAGAGCGGGACGCCAGAGAGCCCAGUUGCACAAGAGACUCGGAUAACAUCGAUGAAGGCCAGCGUUGUGUGUCAUUGCUUUAUCGUACCUCCUGUCGUCUCAGAAGGAUAAAGACAGUGGGACAUGGCUUGUUGAGGGCUUAGCGAUGGUCUAUUGUAUAUAACAAGAUUUGCCUUGGCAACUUAAUCACAAGAACUGGGCUCGACGGACCGCCCUAUGGAGCCAUCCAACA